Molecule: messenger RNA, 1878 nt
Organism: Homarus americanus (American lobster)
Lineage: Eukaryota; Metazoa; Arthropoda; Malacostraca; Decapoda; Nephropidae
Product: protein inscuteable homolog
Biological process (GO): establishment of mitotic spindle orientation; asymmetric cell division; regulation of asymmetric cell division
Cellular component (GO): apical cortex
Molecular function (GO): cytoskeletal adaptor activity; protein binding
Source: RefSeq, a predicted model, not a curated record
AUUGCAGGACUGUCUGUGGGAGGGCGUCGGGAGCCGGCGACCCCACAGUCGCCCCCGAGGGCGGCGCGGGUGGAGAAAGAGAUCAGAGCGACGCCCUUCAAGCGCAGCAGGUCCCGGGUGUUCUACGCGUCACAGUCAGAGUCUUGGGACGCCAACGACAACACGAAAGACAAAUCAGUGCGCAGAGACCUGAGUUUCAGUCCACCUUGUGUGCCCACCAGCGUGGAGACCCACGACGCCAGGACCACGCCCACCUCUAAAGCCAUCAACAUCUCCAGAAGUACACCUACCUCUAGGACCACGUCCCCACCUAAAACCACGCCCACCUCUAAAACUACGCCCAUCUCUAAAAUUACGCCCACAGCCAGAAUCACGCCUCUACAUAAGAUCAGCCCGACGUACAAAGAUAAUUGUAAGCCUGGUAGAGACGCCCCCAGGAGCGAGAUAUGUGAGCCCGCCAUCCUGGAGGUGGGGGAGGAAGCCUUUAGCUCAGGGGAAGAGGCUGGGGAAGGUGAGGUGUCACCUGGGGGUUCCUUCCGUGGGUCUUUGCGGGGAUCCCCGUCACACCGCUCGCAGGACUCCGGGUACUCAGACUCCGGGGAGUCCACCAACGCUCACAACGACAGUGACGGCUCCCCCACCACGCCCCUCAACGUGAAGCACAUCACGCGGGUCUACUUCGGAGACAGUCCCGAAGAAGCUGGUCUGUACAAUGACAAGAUCGUCUGUUCGCCAGAGGUCACAGCAGGUCAGGUCAGUUCCUCCAGCGGCAGUCCCAGCAGCCUCAGCUCGGCGAGAAAGAGUCCCACUAGCGUCCACACCAGCCCCGGCAACCACUGUGCCGGGAGCCUCGAGGAACUCUCUGAGGAGCUGGAGCACAAGAGCGUCCUGGAAGCUGCUGCCAGGCGCACUGGCGCUGUCAGAAAGCGCAGUACUAACACCCCUGCAAGCACCGGGGUGAACAGACGACCACAGCGCCGCAGCAACAGCACAGACAAACUACAAGCAGACCACAGACUCGAUAACCGACGACCAACACCACUGAAGGCCAGGCGCCGCUGGUCAGCUGCCGACCUACAGCAGCAGCACCAACAGUCAGGGAAGCAGCGGAAACAGCUUCCUCCGGCUGACCAGCAGCCCCCGGCCUGCACCUCCCGCAGCACCAGCACCAAUGACCUGCCCCGUGGCCACCAAGUGGGCGUAGCGGCCAGGGUGGGCGGUGCGUGGUCCCUGGACGCCCUCGACGACCCUGUUCCUGCGUGGAGGGUGGCCGGUGAAGUCUCGGCCACCCUGCCACGCCCACACCACGCCCGCAGGAUCAGGAUACACCCAGCUGCCAUCGCCAAGGAGAUGAGGAACGGGUCGGUGGGGCAGUGGCUGAAGGAGUUGAGUGUCUUGUAUGAGUCUGAGUGUAUGAAUACCCUUCAGUCCAAGUCUCUGCCGGGAGAGUGUGGCCGCCGCCCCGCUACCUCCACCAGCACCUCCUCCUCCACCCGCCACGCCGUCAGGGCCAUCCAGCGAAGGGCUCACGCCGUCUCCACCGAGUUCGCCAGACUGUGCCAGCGGCUGGAGUGGUUGGAGCUGCGUCAGGUGCCGGCCCUGGCCGGGUCUCUUGUGGGCCACAUCAACAACUUCCUCAGAGACUAUACCACCCAGUGGACCUCCGCUGACCCCGACCUCCAGCCCCAGUCGUCCCUGGGUCGUCAGAGUAAGGUGAUUCAUCAGAUCUGUGAACGACUGACGGAGGUGUGUAGCAACGACCCCGACGGCGACGACGACCUCGACCACAACACGACCCGCCAGGUGGUGCAGGUGGUGACGGCGCUGGGUCACGCCUUCACCAAGCUGGUGGACCUCAUGCUGAGCCGUGAGAUUAAG